This is a messenger RNA of Brassica napus (rape), 1225 nucleotides long. RefSeq lists its product as uncharacterized. The coding region runs from base 19 to 1125 and encodes 368 amino acids. The transcript is spliced from 3 exons. NCBI's taxonomy places the organism in Eukaryota, Viridiplantae, Streptophyta, Magnoliopsida, Brassicales, Brassicaceae. The record is from RefSeq and is a predicted model, not a curated record.
UAUCCAUAUGAGAGGUACAUGAAACAUUUGAAGGGGAAAGCAAAAAAUUUAGCAAAGGUGGAAGGUUCGAUCAUUGCUGGGAGUUUGACAGCAGAAACUUCUAACUUCACGUCUUACUACUUUGCUCCAACCGUCCGUACAAGGAAAAGAGUUCCUAGAAGAUAUGAUGAUGGUGGAGUACCUUCGUCAUAUGCCAUAGACGGUGUUCCUGACAUUUUUUGUCAAAUUGGACGAUUUGGUGGUAAGCUGAAAGAAGUCUGGUGGUCUAGUGAAGAGGACAAGCAUAGUGCCCACACAUAUAUUAUGCUGAACUGUGGGGAUGCAAUCACGUCUUCGUUUGAAAGCAUGUUUGUAUCUCAAGUUGAAGAAGCAAUACCGGGAAUAUCUGAAACUGAAGUGGAAGGAAGAAAAGAAAAGCACUUUGUCAAGUGGUUAAAAUCACAGGUUGAGUAUGAUGAUCCAUAUUACCCUGUAUGGUUUCACGAAUUGGUCCAAGGUCCAGUAGCAAAGGUCACCACAUCACAUAUGUACUUCACACGAGGUUUUACCUUUCACACAUACGAGUAUGGAAGUCAUCGGGCAACAAGUAACUAUGGAAUAUGUGUGAAAGGCGAAACAGACUUUUACGGGAUCUUGCAGGAGAUUAUUGAAGUGGAAUUUCCAGGGUUAUUGAAGCUAAAAUGUGUCCUCUUCAAAUGUGAGUGGUUCGAUCCCGUUGAGAAUCGAGGUGUUCGGUUUAACAAAUUUGGUGUUGUGGAUGUCAACUCUGGGAGAAGAUACAACAAAUUUGAGCCUUUCAUCCUAGCUUCCCAGGCCGAACAAGUUAGUUUUCUUCCAUACCCUCGCCUUCGAAGUUCUGGGAUUAAUUGGUUGGCUACUAUCAAAAUUACACCUCGUGGACGAAUUAUUGCUGGAGAAGAACCACCGUUGCAAGAAGAAGAUGCUAUUAAUGAAGUUGAGGUUCCUGAUCAACAAACUGAUGAAAUUCUUUUGAUCGACCCAAAUAACCAUCAAUAUGAAGAUCUUCCCGAAGAUGCGACAGAUGAAGCACGUGAAGACGAGUUCGAGUGUAGUGACGACGAUGAUUGUUCUGAUGUUGAUGAGAACUCAAACAAUUCAGAAUGAUGUAAUAUAUGUAACAAAUGUUGUAUUUAUCUUAAAAAUUUGUUGUACCAAAUGUUGUUUUUUAUUACUUAAAUGAGAUACUUAAUGUAUGUGUACUAUA